AUGAAAGCAAUCAGAUGUAAAUCAAGCAGCCAAGUUAGCAGUCAAGUCAUGAUUCGCUUAGGCCCUCUGAUCAUAUACCUGCUUCUGGUGGCAGCCCAGAAAGGAGACGAUGUUGCCUAUAAAAUCUUUAACGGCGACAUCGAGAAGUAUGAGCUUUGCAUAAAACUAAUUAGGGUUUGCCGCAACGUCUGGGACAAGGCGCCCGAUUACGCCGAUGUAGAUGAGGGGGAAAACAAGGUCAGGGAGGACGAAAAGGCUGAGUACAGGAAGGGAAAUUGCAUACCGCCGGGCCUCUCGGACUAUGGAGAAAAACUGUUUUGGGAAAUGGCCGCCACAUGGCAGAAGUACAUUGACGACAGGUUCCUAAUCCAAAAUCUGUUCAUGGUCAUUGAGACGACCGAAAAUGGGCGGAAUACCAAGAUGGCAUUUGGCAAGUGGCAAGGUUGGUGCAACAGAACCGAUAUUUCUGAAGAAUCAACCGAGCCAUCGGAUGAGGACGGAUCAAAUGCAUCGGGUUAUGAUGAAAGAGAGUUUGAAGGUGAAUACUGCGGUAUAAACAGUACAUUCGGCACGUGGAUUUUUGGCGAAAUCAACGCUACCUUGAGGUUAGGCCAAAGUAUGAAGAGGUUUUCAGAGGUUCUAGCACAGCUUGAGAAGGACGCCAGUCAGAAAUGCUGUCCCUACGAUUCGAUCAGAGAUCGCUUGGAAAUAAUAAACGAUGGCCUAGACUUCCUGGGGGAACUGCAGGGCAAAGAACCCUCCGCCAAACCAGAGUACACUGACUUAAACUCGGAUCUUUCCAGGCUUAAAAGAAGGUUUGAGGACUUUAUCAAUGAGGUGUACCCAAAAAGCGGUGCCAACUAUUCAACAGGGAAGUGCUGCCCCAACAUUUUGAAUGAGCUGGACGUUGUAAAAAACCAUUUUGAAGGUAAUAUUAACGAUUUAGCCUCACAAAAACCAAGCUCUGACUACCAGCCAUUGCUUGAAAAGGGGAAAAACUUCCAAAACAUUCUUCUAAGUCAGCUGAAUACUCUUCGUCAAAUAGAAAGUUCUGUAGGCAAUAAAAAUAAUAGGGAUACUUGUUGUUCCGAAGAAAAAGAACAGAUUAACAACAUAGAAACACUUUUAAGAGGCCUUAACCUUGAAAAUGUACUUGAGGACUUAUUAAAACUAAUAGAUCCCUUAAAAGAAAGUCUAGCUAAUACCAACAAAACACUUUUAGUGAUGGAAAAUCAGCUUAUCUUGAAAAAUAAAAAUCUUGAGAAACUAAGUUCCUUGUACGAAAAAGAAUGCCUUCAAAAGGGCACACUUGUUAAGAAAAUACAUUCAAAAGUGGAAAAUUUAGAAUAUAAAAUCAAUAAUAUGAGUUCAUUAGACUCCAUAAAUUGGCCAAAACUCAGACAAACCGUUGAGGCAGUAAACGAAAUGGUUAAAAACAAUUCGUCGGUAAUAGCUAAUAUCACUAUUAUUAAGACCACAACUAAAGAGACUCGUAAUGAAGGUAAGUCAGACUUUGAUAUGGAACUCAAGAACUCAAGUACGGUGAGGUUUUGUACAAAUGAUUCUAUAAGUAUAACAGCGCGUUUGGAAAACAUAGAUAAGGCUAAAAGUGAUACCAUAGCCUAUCAUGAGCUACAAGACGAUAUAUCCAGAAAGCGGUUUCAGGAAAUGCUGGAUAAGCAAAAGGAUCUGGAACCUUAUAGACCGAGGCAGAUCCACGGCAAAUCACAACCAAAUAAUAUACAACAGGAGAUAGAUCAAUUAGAAAGGGAUAUUGACAAUUUAACAGAGAAUGGCAUCAACAAAUUGGACAGGCAACUGCAGUACACCCAUUUAAAGUUCGAAAUUGAAAAGGAACAAUUCGAUAAGAAAGUUGAAGAGCAAUUAAAAAACAUAAAUCUUUUUAGGGAGGAGAUGAAAAAGGAACAAGAUCGGGUUGAUGAUCGCCUUGCCAAACUAGCUGCAGGCAUUGAAACUCCAGAGGAAUAUGACGAGAAACUGAGUAAACUUGAGGCACUUGCCUUGGAGUUUCCGAAGCAGAUUUUGAGUUAUGAGAAGGAACUUACUGACCGCAUCGAGGCCAUGGAGCAGCAGUUAAAGGACCUGGACAAUGCGAUCGAAAACACCGAGCACAGGGCAGACAUAUGCGAUGCUGAAUGUGAUUUUGGUGCUCUGGAUUCUGUGGAUAAACUAAUCGGAAGAGUCCAGACUGUCAGGGAUAAUCUGAGUGCAAGGUCUGCGUUUAAACGAACUCCAAACAGAAAGGUUAUCAAACGACCUAAGAUUAAAAAACGAGGCUGAUUUAACACCCCAAUUAAAUUAAAAUAAAUAUGUUGUCAUACA
Molecule: messenger RNA, 2343 nt
Organism: Drosophila biarmipes
Lineage: Eukaryota; Metazoa; Arthropoda; Insecta; Diptera; Drosophilidae
Exons: 2
Coding region: 1-2301 (766 amino acids)
Source: RefSeq, a predicted model, not a curated record